Messenger RNA from Clupea harengus (Atlantic herring), 2125 nucleotides. RefSeq names its product tetratricopeptide repeat domain 7B (gene ttc7b). Gene Ontology annotation, cellular component: plasma membrane. Gene Ontology annotation, molecular function: protein binding. Lineage: Eukaryota; Metazoa; Chordata; Actinopteri; Clupeiformes; Clupeidae. The record is from RefSeq and is a predicted model, not a curated record. Gene Ontology annotation, biological process: phosphatidylinositol phosphate biosynthetic process; protein localization to plasma membrane.
CUCGUUUACAAUUCAAGCUGCCGCAGCUUUUGACUAGCACUGGUGUUGUGGUCUUGAUUUGGAGAGAGGAGGAAGAUGACAGCCAGAAAGUCUGGGUCACGACUAGAGACAGAAAUAGAGAGAUGUCGUUCAGAAGGACAAUGGGACAAGAUACCGGAACUUGUGCGACAGCUGUCUGCUAAACUAAUCUCAAACGAUGACCUGGGGGAGCUCUUGCUCGGGGAGUCCAAGCUCCAGCAGUUCCUCAAAGAGAACCCCAUCAAGCAGGACGCCAGUCCCCGUGGCAACCGGCCCCGUCUGGUGGAGGUCCGCAAGCACCUGACGGCCGCGCUGGACCGGGGAAACCUCAAGCAUGACUAUCUUCAGGAGGCCAGUCUCCUGAUGGCUAAGCUGUGUUACGUGGAGGGCGACUACAGAGAGGCCCUUAACCAGUACGGCCGGGUCACCAUGGACGACUUGCAGCUUGUUGGAGCACCAGUGUACCGCCUGUCCAUGAUCGCAGAAGCCUAUGCCACGAAAGGCCUGUGUCUAGAGAAGGUUCCUCCAGGUUCUCCAUCGCUGACAAAUAAGCCGUUGGACAAAGAUCAGGAGAUCAUCACGUGCUACGAGAAGUCCGGCGACAGCCUGCUCUACCUUCAAGAAGUAGAGAAGGCGCUGAGUGCGGGGAUGCAGAACCGAAGUCCAAAGCCAGGCCCAGUGGCUCAGGAGCAGGAGCUGGGUUACUUCCUGGAGACGGGCCUGCAGAGAGCACAUGUCAUCCACUUCAAAAAUGGCAACCUCACCCGGGGUGUGGGCCGCUUCAGGGAGAUUCUGCGGGCUGUGGAGACCAGGACCACCCAGAACCUACGAAUGACCAUAGCACGUCAGCUGGCUGAGAUCCUGCUGAGGGGCAUGUGUGACCAGAGCUACUGGAGCCCGCUGGAGGACCCCCCCCACCAGUCCCCCCUGGACGACCCCCUCAAGACCACCUCACACACCAAGGACUACGCCCUCAGCCGCCGGCCGCGCAUCUACUCUGGAGACAACCUCUUCUGCCCCUCGGAGAACACAGAGGAGGCAUUGCUGCUGUUGUUGAUCAGUGAGUCUAUGGCGAACAGGGAUGCGGUGCUCAGCCGGAUCCCGGAGCACAACAACGACCGCAUCAUCAGCCUGCAGAGCGCCUCUGUGGUGUACGACCUUCUCACCAUCGCCCUUGGCCGGCGCGGGCAGUACGAGAUGCUCUCUGAGGCAGCCCUUCUCUUUACCAAGGUGAAGCUGGAGGCUCUGUGCCGGGGUCCAGAGGACGCGCUGCUCACCUGCAAACACAUGCUGCAGAUCUGGAAGUCCUGCUACAACCUCACCAACCCCAGUGACUCAGGUCGGGGUAGCAGUCUGUUGGAUCGCGCCAUAGCAGACCGCAGGCAGAUGAACGCCAUGACUCUCCCUGACUUCAGUGACCCAGACACAGAUGCCUACAUGCAUGGUUUUAACACCGUUAUAUCAGGUUGUUCGGUGCACGCCACCUCUAUCGCGGCGUCACGGGUGGAGCAGGCGCUGUCGGAGAUCGCCUCCUCCCUCCAGAGCAGCGCGCCCAAGCAGGGGCCCCUGCACCCCUGGAUGACACUGGCCCAGAUUUGGCUUCACGCCGCGGAGGUGUACGUUGGCAUGGGGAAGCCGGCGGAGGGCACGGCCUGCACCCAGGAGGCUGCCAACCUGUUCCCCACCUCGCACCACGUGCUCUUCAUGAAGGGCCAGGUGGCCGAGCUGCGGGGCAGCGUGGAGGAGGCCAAGCGCUGGUACGAGGAGGCGCUCUCCAUCAGCCCCACCCACGUCAAGACCAUGCAGAGGCUGGGUGUGAUCCUGCACCAGCUGCAGCGCUACAGCCUGGCGGAGAAGGUCCUGCGCGACGCGGUGCAGGUGAGCAGCACGGCCCACGAGGUGUGGAAGAGCCUGGGCGAGGUGCUGCAGGCGCAGGGGAACGCAUCCGCCGCCACCGAGUGCUUCCUCGCCGCCCUGGAGCUGGAGGCCAGCAGCCCCGUGCUGCCCUUCACCAUCAUCCCACGCUCACUCUGACACACACACACACACACACACGCUCUCUGACACACACACCCACACGUGCACAUACACACACACACACACACAC